Heteronotia binoei (common prickly gecko) is the source of this 1039-nucleotide messenger RNA. RefSeq names its product monoacylglycerol O-acyltransferase 2 (gene MOGAT2). NCBI's taxonomy places the organism in Eukaryota, Metazoa, Chordata, Lepidosauria, Squamata, Gekkonidae. The record is from RefSeq and is a predicted model, not a curated record. Gene Ontology annotation, molecular function: diacylglycerol O-acyltransferase activity; 2-acylglycerol O-acyltransferase activity. Gene Ontology annotation, biological process: triglyceride biosynthetic process; diacylglycerol biosynthetic process. Gene Ontology annotation, cellular component: endoplasmic reticulum membrane.
AGCCGCACGCCUCGGUUCCCCCCAGCCCAAGAUGAAGAUUGAAUUCGCCCCUCUCGCCAUCCCGCUCCGGAGGAGGCUUCAGACAGCUUCGGUUGUCCAGUGGGUCUUCAGUUUCUUGGGCCUAGCCCAGUGUUGCAUCGUCCUCUUUGCCGGCCUCCUUUUCACUCGCUUCUGGCUGAUCAGCGCGCUGUACGCCGUGUGGUGGGCCUGGGAUUGGGACAAGCCGAGCAACGGCGGCAGGAGAAUCCGCUGCAUCCGCAACUCGGUGGUCUGGAGAUACAUGCGGGACUACUUCCCCAUCACGCUGGUGAAGACAGCCGACUUAGACCCUGCAAAGAACUAUAUCUUUGGAUUCCAUCCCCACGGAGUCCUGGUGGCUGGAGCCUUCCUCAAUUUCUGCACAGAGGCCACGGGGUUCUCCAAAAUCUUUCCGGGGCUGACCCCUAAUCUGAUGAUGCUGAACCUCUGGUUCCGAGUCCCCUUCUUCCGGGACUACCUGAUGAGCGGAGGUAAGUAGGCCAGGAAGCGUGAGUCGGCUGCCUACGUUCUCAAGAAGCCGGGCGGAGGGAACGUGCUGACCAUCGUUGUCGGAGGCGCUCAAGAAGCCCUGGAUGCUCGGCCCGGAGCCUUCACCCUGCUGCUGGCAAACCGCAAGGGGUUUGUUCGCCUGGCCAUAGCCCAUGGGGUGCGCUUGUCCCCAGUGUUUUCCUUUGGUGAGAAUGAGCUGUUUGACCAAGUGGAAAACCCCAAGGGCUCGUGGCUGAGGUGGACCCAAGAAUGCCUCCAGAAAGUGAUGGCACUCCCUCCCCCUCUUCCACGCCAGAGAGGGGUCUUCCAGUACAACUUCGGGCUGCUUCCCUAUCGGCGGCCAAUCUACACCGUGGUUGGCAAGCCUAUCCAUGUGGAAAAGAAACUCAACCCAAGCCGGGAAGAGGUAGAUGAGUUACAUGAGAAGUACAUGGAAGAGCUCUCCAAUCUCUUUGAGGAGCACAAAUUGAAGUACCAUGUUCCAGAGGACCAGCAUCUGUCCUUCAUAUGA